Tetranychus urticae (two-spotted spider mite) is the source of this 4670-nucleotide messenger RNA. Its product is annotated as alpha-catulin. Gene Ontology annotation, molecular function: cadherin binding; actin filament binding. The record is from RefSeq and is a predicted model, not a curated record. Lineage: Eukaryota; Metazoa; Arthropoda; Arachnida; Trombidiformes; Tetranychidae. Gene Ontology annotation, biological process: Rho protein signal transduction; cell adhesion.
UGAAUAAUUAUGAAAUUGGUUUGGCUAAUUAUAUUUUAUUUCAAUUUGGGUUCCAAUGGGAAAUGAAUUGUUACAUGUUGAACAGAAAUUUUUCAAAUAUUUCAUUGACAUUUUUUUACUUUAAUCAGAAUGAUACAGGCAAUGGUAAAAGUAGUCUCCUGAGUUGAAUUUAUUGUUCAACUCAAUUGAUGAUGAUAAUCAUGUUCACUGACCAUUGUGAGUGGCUAAAUUGUAAUUUACAAAAAUUCAUGUCACGUCACAGUGAUUCACAUUUUCACAGCUAACAGCAACAAUCAUCAUCAAAUGUUGUAUGAUAAUAACAAUAAAAAAUAAUAGUACCGAUUUCAAUACAAAUAUUUUUGCAACUUGACAUUGGGUAAAAGCUACAAAAAUAAAAACAUGGUUAAGAUGGAUAGUUAAAUUAAUGGUCAAAAGAAUGAAAAUGUUUGGUCGAGUGGAAAUGGAAAGUUAUUGAACCAAUUUACAAUUGUAAUUCCAGUGGCAUGUUAAUUUCAUCUUAUUUUGCUUGAGUUGACCAAUUGACAUACACACGAAAUCUUGAUUCAAAUUAUUGGGUUUACAGUUUCAAAGGGUCGGGUUAAACUUGGUGUAAAGGUUUACCAAUCUACAUAACUUUGUAACUCUGUAUUCCCUGGCAAUUCUCAUGUUGAUUUGACUUUACAUUUUACUUUUAUCGCAGACAUUAACUGUUUCCUGUAACCAAUAAAUUACGGAAUCGAUUGUGUGAUUUAGCUAUGAUAACUGGAGGUCGUGAAAAGGCGGUCAAAAGUGAUAAACAUUGCCGUUCCUUGGUCCGUGUUGGGUCAUCGAUAAACCAUGCUGUUGAAAGGUUUGUCUCGGUUGGUGAGGCUAUUGGUGAUGAUAAUCCAGAGAUUAAGAUGGACAUGUAUGAUGCUUGUAAAGAUGCCAAAACAGCGGGUUGUAUUUUGGAGCAAUUAUGUGAUUUAACAACUGAUUCUGGUAAUUAUAAUGUUCGUUUUUAUUCCGAUAGAAGUGCUCUUGCCAGAUCAGCUCGAGCUUUGCUAUCAUCGGUUACCAGAGUCCUGUUGAUCGCAGAUACUGUGGUAGUAAAACAGCUUUUAACAGCAAAAGACAGGGUGUCAAUAAGCUUAAAUAGGCUUGAAAAUGUUGCCAAUUUUACCGAGUUUGUGAAAGCUUAUGCCAUAUUUGGUUCAGAGAUGGUUGAACUUGCUCAUCUUGUUUCUGAUCGUUCAAAUUGUUCUAAAGAUGAAAGGAGAAGAGCGGAAAUGGGUUCAGCAAGACGAUUCCUUGAAAGAUCGACCAUGAUGCUGUUAACUUCAGCCAAAGCUUGUCUUCGUCAUCCUGAUUGUGAGAGUGCCAAAGAAAACCGUGAUACCGUUUUCAUUGAGAUGAGACGAGCCAUGGAUUCAAUACACAGUGUCAUCAAGGACAGUGUCUUACCUCAAUUAACCAUCUCGGCCUUUAACCUUGAUUCCUGUGGUCAUCCUCGGCGUUCACAUGGACGAUCAUCUCAUGGUCAUGUUUCACGUUACUCUUCCAGCAAUCGAUCUACUCCUGAUUGGAUGAUUGACAAUGACGACGAACCUCUAACAACUGCCUUUAAUGCAAUCAAAAGAUUCGAGGAAUGGGUUGAAUUAAGCCGCAUUACUUUAUGUAAAGGACUUUUCAGGGAAAGAUUAAUAAGUGCCUUUGACGCUUUUGUUGAAUUAACCCAAGAUUUUACUGAUUCAGCUUAUACUCGCCAUGAGAAUCGGGAAAAAUUAUUACUCCUCUGUGAUCGCACUAAAAUUGAGCUCAAUCAACUACUUCGAUUAGGAAUUUGCCUUGAUGAAUCUGGUACAACCAAUCCAACUAGUGACUUGGAAGAAGCCAUAUUACACACACUUCGAGCCGUUAAUGAUGUCAAACUCCAGCUACGUAACACUGCCUUGGAGCAAGCUGAUGAAUUAUUUAGACUUACUGAUGAAUUUGAUAUAAUAAAUCAACUCCGAAAUACAUUCUUAACGGGUGACCCUGAACGGCUUAAUGAUUAUGUGAAAAUAUUUUCCGAUCACUGUGAUCAUGUGGGGGAAGUUUGCCGUCUCCUUCAUAAUGUAACGACCUCAGAAACACUUCAAAUCUAUUCCAAAAUAACUGAAAAUCAUAUAAAUGUCUUCAGCCCACAAGUAUUAAAUGCGUGUUUUACUCUAUGUGCUUAUCCCAAUUCUCGUAUUGCCAAAGACAAUUUAGAAGUUUUCCUCGAUUUUUGGAUAAUUCUUUACAGUGAUGUUCAUCAAUAUGUUAAAGAUACUCGAGAAUGUUCAACCGGCGUUGAUCUAUCGGGUAACUAUGCUAAUUACCCUGGUAAUGGUUCAUGUUCACAAUCUGGUUCCGUCCGAUGGCCAGGAAUACCAAAUACCAAGGGCGCUCAACAAGUACAAGCACAACAAUCGGUACAGCAACAAGUAUCCUCACAGUCACAACAAACUGUCCAACAGCAGCAACCUGUGAUAUUAGGACCUAAUGGAUCAAUGGAUCCCAAUGAUCCUACAAUGGGCCAUGGUAAAGUACCAGGUUCCGUUGAUUUGGAGACUGGUGAGACAGACAAAAACUGGCCUUCCAAUAAUGCAUCAGAGGAUAAUGAUAUUGUCCGAAGAGCUAAAGCUAUGUCACAAAUGGCCUUAAAUAUGAAUCAAUUUACUCGAGGAGAAGGUGAUUUGAAAACUACUCAAGAUUUGUUUACACAAGCUGAGUUUCUAGCCGAAGAAGCCAACAAGUUUUACAAAUUGGUUCGCCACUUUUCAUACCAGGUUCCGAGUGGAUUGUCCAAGAAAGAUCUUCUCGAUAACCUUGAUAAAGUUCCAACGUUUGUCCAACAAUUACAAUUCACUGUGAAACAACCAACUGUUGGUAAAGCGGCAACCUUCACCAAAGUUGAUAAUGUAAUUAAGGAAGCCAAAAAUUUGAUGAUGUUUGUUUGCAGUACGGUCGAUAGCUGUAUAAAUUGUGCCUCUAAGUUUAAUCUUGAUAUGGGUGCUGCUCGAGCUCGAUCACGGACAUUAUCACCCUCAGGACGACAUGGUGAAGAUGACAGUGGAUAUGAAGGAAUGUCUUCUGGAAUGGGAUCGAAAAGUGGAACGGCGUCUUCUGAUCCCAACAUUUGACAAUUAGGGAUCGGCUCUAGACGGGCCAAACCUCAACAAUCCGGUGGUGAAUCAAGAAGAACUCGCGUUUCGUUUUUACUCUUUUAGGGUCAAAAUCUUAGGAUCACUUGUCAAUAUAAUUUUGGUCAUCACUUUUCGUUCAUAUCACCAAAGCACCAUUUAAACCUCCUACACAACAAACACUCACACACUCGCAAUGUUUAAUUUUUACCCGACACACAUCACCAAAAAUCAGUUAAUCCAAGUCCAAUCCCAUAAAUCAGAAUACAUUGGGUCAUCUCUUAACCAACUGCCUAUCUAACAAUACUAACAUCUGACUCUUCCUUUUUGCGCUUAAAGCUGAAUGAAUGGAAUCGGGUUUAGCUUUAAAUUAAUCGUGUGAAAUUUUGAACAGCAAUAUAUUAGAUUUUUGCUCUGUUAUGUAAUCAUGAUUAACAAAGUUUAGAUUUAUAAUUUAGGUUGUGAAGGUUUAUCAUUGAGAAGUUGAUAGACACUAUACUAAACCAUUUAAUAACAAGUAACUGCCAUAUUUGUUAGCUUUUUCAAUACUAAAUUUAACUAUUUUGUAAAUACAAUUAUAAUAGUACAAUUUGUGUAUAUAUUAUAAUAUUAAUAUUAAUAGCAUUACCAUGUAAGAUUAUGGUAAAUUAGUAAUAUGUUGAUCAUUGAUUAUGUUUGUGUGAAAGUAUUUUAAGCUCAAAAAAAGGUAGAUUUUGUUAGCCACUUGUUACAAUAACUGCUUCUUUGCUCAACCAACAAAACAAUUCUGAUUUCCAUCAUUUCGAUUCUCCCUGAUUUAGUAUUAACCCAAUUAUUAUUUAUGCACCAAACACAAUCUCAAUUAAUAUCCAAGAUUUUGACCCUGACUACAAAACGCGACCGAAAAUCAACUCUUCUUAAUUCAAACCGAUUGUUCCAAAGUGAAAUGUAACUCAAAAUGAUCAAGAGCAUUACCGUAAUUUGGUACAUAAUUGAACCUGACUAGCAACAUUUAAUUGUCAACAUUUAUUGCCAAUAUUUGUUGAGUUUCUCGUUCAAUUGUACCAAAUUAAUCAACGAUGUUAACCUUUCCUGUGGCAGGUUAGGGGAUGUUGUUGAGAUGCUCUAACCUCUAACCCGUUUACCCAAAACUCAAACUAAAUACUCAACCCUUACAUUUAUUUAAAUGAGUUUCGCCAAUCUGAUUGUAACCUUUAAUUUUCCUCCAAUCAAUCUUCCUAAAUCCCUAAUCAACCCACAAGAUUCCUUAAUCAGAGGUAAAAGGUCAUUUUGAGUAUGAUUUCACUUGUCUCCUCAAACAAGCUCAACCAUCAUUGACUCUUGUUUCUGUUUAGUUAUUGUUAAACCAUUUGAUUGUUGUUAAUGGGAGACACAAAUUAGUUAACAAACAUAACCACAACAAUAAUUAACAUUCAUGGUUAAAGACACACAAUUUUACACAAAUGAUCAAUUUAAUUGAAUCUGACCCAAGUAAUAAUAUUAUUACGUUUGAAUACAAUUUAAUCUUGCUUUUCAAAUGUUUUA